CCUGUAGCCCUGCCAAUUGGAUGUCUUCUUUGAUCCUCCUGCCCUAUUAACUCUAUAGUCACUUUCUAGGAAGUGCUGGGGCUUGGAGGGGAUUCCUCAGUUUUAGACCUUUGCUGUGAUCCCGCCUUUGUUAGAAUUCAGAUCCCUGGCUCUGCACUUUCCGGACAGCUUGAAUUUAGUCCAGGAAACUACCUCUCUCCAGACCCAGAGCAGGAGCAGUAAAGCCAACACUCAGUCAGUGUCAGGCCAUGACUGAACCUGGAAAACAACUGCCUGAGGAAGUACUAGUGCUCAUCUUUUGCCACCUGCCACUCCGGGAUCGUGCCACUGCCACCAGGGUCUGCAGAACUUGGGCUGCUGCUGCCACCUGCAGCACUGUGUGGCAUGACACUUAUAUCAGUUGCAGUGGUGAGGGAGAAAGCACAUUGCCACCACAUCUGUCCACCUGCCUGAACCACAUUCACAACCUGCGGCUAGAAUUCGAGCCAUCCAGGGAGUCUAGCCGCCGGGAAGCCAUCGAGUUGCUGACUGCACUGGCGGCAGGUCGAUCCCAGGGACUGCGAGGCCUGCGCUUGGAGUGCCGCGGGGAGAAGCCGCUCUUCGACGCGGGCCGCGAUGUCCUGGACGCCGUGCACGCCACCUGCAGAACUGCCGGAGCGCUGCGCCACCUCAACCUGCGGCGCUUGCCCUUCACACUGGAUGAUGCGCUGGUGCUGCAGGUGGCACAAGGCUGCCCCGAACUCCACAGCCUCUUCCUGGACAACGAGACGCUGGUGGGCAGCGUGGGUCCCGGCUCCGUGCUGAAGCUGCUGGAGGCCUGCCCGCGCAUGGAUGCCCUCGGCCUGCAUCUGGCCAGCCUGUCUCGAGAAGCCCUGGAGGCGCUGGCGGCGCUGGGGCGACCCCCUUUGCAGCUCCUGGCUCUGCGGUGCGCGUGCCCGGAGGAUGCGCGCGCGCCCCCGCUGCCCGACGUGGCUUGGGCUGCCUUGCGCCGCCGCCACCCGGGCUUGUUGGUGGAGCUGGAGCUGGAGCCGGCUCUGUCGGCCGAGAGCGUGACUCGCGUCCUGCAGCCUUCGGUGCCCGUGGCCGCGCUGCGCCUCAGCCUCUCUGGGGACACCGUGGGGCCUGUGCGCUUCGCGGCUCGCCACUACGCCUCGACCUUGCACUUUCUCGAGGUGCGCGCCGCCGCUUCGAGUGAGCUGGACGCCGCGCUGGAGGAGCUGGCGGCGCGCUGCCCGGAGCUGCGCGAGGUGCACUGCUUCUGCGUGGUGAGACCCUCGGUGCUGCUCGCCUUCCGCGCCCACUGCCCGCGUCUGCGCAGCUACACGCUCAAGCUAACACGGGAGCCACAUCCCUGGCGGCCUACGUUGGUGCGGUGAUGGCGAGAGUCCUCCUCCCAUUCCCGGGAGGCAACCUCCCAUAGUGGGGAGGUUGCCCGGAGGCGCGCCAGCUCCUACCUUCUGAGGCCUGCUGCCUUUUGUGUCUCUCGGCAAAGGGAGUCUUUGUGCUGGCAUCUGCAUCAACCCUGAGAGCCCUGAAUCCACUCGGUGCUCUCAGUACUGUUUCCCGCGGGACUGAGACCACUUGUCCCCAACCUUACUCCACUGAGACUAGCUCUGGGACCCCGACGGGGAAGAUGGCAAAGGGGCAAACCCUACCUCCUAACAAGUGUGAAAUAAACAAACCCUGCUGUGUU
Messenger RNA from Erinaceus europaeus (western European hedgehog), 1693 nucleotides. It is a transcript of the gene FBXL8, whose product is annotated as F-box and leucine rich repeat protein 8. The record is from RefSeq and is a predicted model, not a curated record. Gene Ontology annotation, molecular function: protein binding. Bases 249 to 1376 code for a protein of 375 amino acids. The transcript has 3 exons. NCBI's taxonomy places the organism in Eukaryota, Metazoa, Chordata, Mammalia, Eulipotyphla, Erinaceidae.